Molecule: messenger RNA, 1656 nt
Organism: Pipistrellus nathusii (Nathusius's pipistrelle)
Lineage: Eukaryota; Metazoa; Chordata; Mammalia; Chiroptera; Vespertilionidae
Source: the annotation of a GenBank genome assembly
AUGGAGGCCGGAGGAGACACUGCUGCCCCAGCCCCCGGGGACGCAGAGGACUUGGAGGACACGCGGCUCCCCGGUGAGGAGGCUGGAGACGGUGGAGGGGUUCAGGAGGACCCCACAGAGUCCGAAGACCGUAGCCUGGAGGAAACAGGACCCGAGACCAAGGACCAGCCAGCCAGCCUGCUGUCACCACUGCCCCAGUCAGAGUCCCCUUCCUCUACCUGUGGGCUCUGGGAUCCUGCAGCCUCUGAGAACAACAUCACAGGUGACUCUGAGAGUGACCCUGGGGGCCAAGGCGGAGACCCAAGUGACGAGGACUGGCGCAGCAAGCGGAAGCACGUGUUUGUACUGAGUGAGGCGGGCAAGCCCAUCUACUCCAGGUAUGGUAGUGUGGAGGCGCUGUCGACUACCAUGGGUGUGAUGACAGCUCUCGUGUCUUUCGUGCAGAGUGCAGGAGACACCAUCCGCGCCAUCUAUGCUGAGGACCACAAGCUGGUGUUCCUACAGCAGGGCCCGCUGCUGCUGGUGGCCGUGUCGAGGACUCCUCAGUCAGCAGCCCAGCUGCGGGAGGAGCUGCUAGCUGUGCACGCACAGAUCGUGAGUACACUGACACGCGCAAGCGUGGCCCGCAUCUUCGCCCGUAAGCAGAACUACGACCUCCGCCGCCUGCUGGCUGGCUCCGAGCGCACCCUAGACCGGCUUCUGGACAGUGUGGAGCGGGACCCAGGGGCGCUGCUCCUGGGUGCUGUGCGCUGCGUGCCCCUCACUCGCCCGCUGCGGGAAGCACUGGGCACACUGCUCCGACGUUGCACGGCACCCGGCCUGGCACUGUCCGUGCUGGCGGUGGGUGGUCAACUGGUGACAGCAGCCCAGGAGCGGAAUGUGUUGGCUGAGUGCCGGCUGGACCCAGCGGACCUGCAGUUGCUGCUCAACUGGGUCAGCGCACCCGCCUUUGCAGCCGGAGAAGCGUGGGCACCUGUGUGCCUGCCCCGCUUCAACCCGGAUGGUUUCUUCUAUGCCUACGUGGCCCGCCUGGACGCCAUGCCUGUCUGCCUGCUGCUGCUUGCCACGGACCCCGAGGCCUUCCAUGACAUGGCCACCUGCCGGCGCCUGGUGGAAGAGGGCAUGCACACGCUUGGUGCCAUGCGGACCCUUGGAGAGGCUGCCAGUUUCUCUAAUGCCCCGUCAGCCACUGCCCCAUCCUACAGCGUGCAGGCUGUGGGAGCACCUGGCCUUUGGCACUUCCUCUACAAACCACUGGACAUCCCUGACCAUCACCGCCAGCUGCCUCAGUUUACCAGCCCUGAGCUAGAGGCCCCAUACAGCAGAGAGGAGGAACGGCAGCGCCUAUCGGACCUGUACCACCGCCUGCACGCUCGCCUCCACAGUACCUCCCGGCCUCUGCGCCUCAUUUACCACGUGGCUGAGAAGGAGACGCUGCUGGCCUGGGUGACCUCCAAGUUUGAGCUCUAUACCUGCCUCAGCCCCCUGGUGACCAAGGCAGGCGCCAUCUUGGUAGUGACCAAACUCCUACGCUGGGUGAAGAAAGAGGAGGAUCGACUUUUCAUUCGUUACCCACCCAAGUACUCUUCACCUCCAGCAGCCUCAUCUGCCUCUACGGACCAAGCUUCCCAUAAUGGCUUGUUCACUGGAUCCUGA